AACAGCUAAAUUUAUAUAACUCAAAAUUGAUCUAUGAGUUUACUUAUCUAAGUGCUUUUCAAACAAACAUCUUUUCGCUAUGCUCCGUUACGCAAUCCGGCAAGGACGCAAACCCUAAUAAGAUGCAGAAUAUCAAUGGCGACGGGGGCGGCAGCCGCAGCAAUAAGCCAUGGACGCCGACGUUUUGCACGAUUAUUGAUGCGGAAACAACCAGCUUCUCCUACCUCGCCUGUUCUAACUGUGAACGCGUUCUCCCCAAUGAUUCCCUCCCUAAUCCCCCAACUUGCGCCGUCUGCAGCAACAAAUACACCUUCCCCACCGCUUCCAAACGCCUCUACCGUCUCCUCCUCUCUAUUGCUAUUUCCGACAAAGUGAUUCCUGUGAUGUGCUUCGAUAGGGCAGCGCGAGUCCUUGUUGGAUGCUCGGCCGAUGAACUAUUCAACUUCUGCAAGUCUCAUCCUUUUGCCGAGGAGAAGAUGGGGGAGAUAUUGGAGGGAGAGAUGUGUCAGAUGACUUUGUGUGAGCCGAAGAACGGCAAUGCGCAGCACUUACGUGUUGUCUCCGUCGUCCCACUACGCGCUGGAUUCCGUCCUGCUAUUCACACUCUUCGUCUUCUCUAUGGCGUCGAUAAUUCCCAUCGAAGUUCAAAUUAGAGGAUUCCACGCACCUGCCUGUCUUGUUUGUACUCUUUUCCCUUACUGCUUUUACGACAUUAGGUUAUUAGGCGAAGCAAUCUCGUAUGCUUUCCAUACAAGCAGUGAAGAAGAUGUUUGCAUUUGCUAUGGUCAAAAUGCUGGGCUUUUGUUUAGAUGAAUGACCAUUUCCUUCGGGGCAUCUCUAACCAAAACUCCAUUUUCCACUCUAAAAUACUCUAAAACUUCAAAAUGCGAUAGUUCAUCUUCAAUGGAACUCCAUUUUUCUUUUUUUGCA
This is a messenger RNA of Dendrobium catenatum, 930 nucleotides long. RefSeq lists its product as uncharacterized. The record is from RefSeq and is a predicted model, not a curated record. The coding region runs from base 123 to 653 and encodes 176 amino acids. Lineage: Eukaryota; Viridiplantae; Streptophyta; Magnoliopsida; Asparagales; Orchidaceae. The transcript has a single exon.